AUGCAAUCGAAUAAUAAAGAAGCUCGAAUACUUUUAGCUAUUGAGGCUAUUCAAAAAGACAAAAAACUCAGUAUUCGAAAAGCUGCCAAGCUAUAUAAUUUACCAUAUACAACACUCAAUCACAGAAUGAAUGGUUUUACUCCCCGCGUCGAAACUCGAGCGAAUUGUUAUAAUCUUACAAAGUUAGAAGAGGAGGUGAUUGUUCAAUAUAUACUUGAUAUGGAUAGUAGAGGGUUUCCACCUAAAAUUAAAGGUGUGGAAGAUAUGGCGAAUUAUAUUCUUAAAUUAAGAGGUGUGAAGAAAGUUGGAAAGCUUUGGGUUCAUCGAUUCGUAAAGUGUCAUAUAGCAUUAAAGAUGUGUUUUAGUUGUGUUUAUGACUUUCAGAGAGCUCUCUGCGAAGAUCCCAAGUUUAUUGGAGAAUGGUUUCGAUUGGUAUCGAAUAUGCGAGCAAAAUAUAGUAUUCUCGAUUGCGAUUUCUACAAUUUCGACGAAACCGGCUUUAUGAUGGGUAUAAUAUGUCCCGGAAUGGUUGUAACUAGUGCUGAACGAAAUGGCAGAAGCAAGGCAAUACAAUCAGGCAAUAGAGAGUGGGCUACAGCGAUUAUAUGUGGUAAUGGGGAGGGUGAAACUAUACCCCCAUUUCUGGUGGUUCAAGGACAGGUUCAUCUUUCCAAUUGGUAUACCGAAACCGAUUUUCCUGCGGAUUGGGCUAUUAAACCUACUUCCAAUGGAUGGACAAACAAUGAGACAGGUUUAGAAUGGUUGAAACACUUCAAUAAGCAUACUCUGAAUCGAAGAAAGGGCAAAUAUCGAAUGUUGGUGUUGGAUGGGCAUGAAAGCCACGAAUCUGUAGCUUUUCAGUCAUAUUGCAAGGAGAAUGACAUUAUAUGUGUCAAAUUACCACCGCAUUCAAGUCAUUUAACUCAACCACUUGAUAUUGGCUGUUUUAGCAAUCUGAAACGUUCAUAUGGUGGUCAAAUUGAUGAAUUUAUCAAGGCACAUGUCAAUCAUAUAUCAAAGGUUGAAUUCUUUGCAGCUUUCAAAGCUGCAUAUCAAGAAUCAAUUACAGCUCAGAAUAUGAAAUCAGGAUUCCGAGGAACAGGUCUAAUACCAUUUAAUCCUGAAGCUGUACUUUCGAAACUAGAUAUUCGAAUUCAUACGCUUACCCCUCCUCCUUUCGAUCCAGAUAUAUGGAUCUCUCAAACCCCUCACAAUCCAACUGAAGCUCUUUCACAAUCAACUUUAGUAAAAUCUCGAAUAACUCGUCAUCAAUCAAGCUCCCCUACACCUAUAUUUGAGACUGUACUAGCUCUAGCUAAAGGUACAGAGAAAUUAGCUCAUGAGAAUACACUUUUAAAUGUAGAGAUUCGUACACUUCGAAAGGCAAAUAUAGCAUUAAGCAAACGUCGAUGCGCAAAAAAAACUCAAUUGCGUCAAGGAGGAGUACUUACUGGACAAGAGGCUGCAGAUAUAUUAUCUCAACAAGAGGUUGAUAUUCAGAUUCAACGCGACGAGCAUCAAAAAGGGGGGAAUUCUAAUGGGGAAGCAUCUUCUAAUCGAUGCUGUAGUAAGUGUGGAAAAACAGGACAUAAUGCAAGAACUUGUCAAAACAGUGUAAUAGAUCCUAGAUUAUUAGAUUCUUAA
Messenger RNA from Sclerotinia sclerotiorum 1980 UF-70, 1644 nucleotides. RefSeq lists its product as hypothetical. The coding region runs from base 1 to 1644 and encodes 547 amino acids. NCBI's taxonomy places the organism in Eukaryota, Fungi, Ascomycota, Leotiomycetes, Helotiales, Sclerotiniaceae. Gene Ontology annotation, cellular component: nucleus. The record is from RefSeq and is a predicted model, not a curated record. The transcript has a single exon. Gene Ontology annotation, molecular function: zinc ion binding; DNA binding.